Messenger RNA from Acanthopagrus latus (yellowfin seabream), 2335 nucleotides. It is a transcript of the gene lmf1, whose product is annotated as lipase maturation factor 1. The transcript has 11 exons. Gene Ontology annotation, cellular component: endoplasmic reticulum membrane. Gene Ontology annotation, biological process: protein maturation. NCBI's taxonomy places the organism in Eukaryota, Metazoa, Chordata, Actinopteri, Spariformes, Sparidae. The record is from RefSeq and is a predicted model, not a curated record. The coding region runs from base 26 to 1759 and encodes 577 amino acids.
UCACGUGACCUCGCAGUCUGUGAACAUGGCGGCCACCAGUGACAGCUCGGGCAGCUCCGUGAGGAAAAGACGCGUCGACAGCAGUAAGACGGAGACUAAGUGUGCCGACAGCAGCGAAGAAAAUGAAGCGGACUCCGGCAAAGACACCGAGAAAGAAAAGGAGCUCCAGCGGCUACACACCGGGACGUACUGGCUCACUCGUAUCGUGCUGCUGCGCUCCGUCGCCUUUAUUUACUUGGUGGCCUUCAGCGUCGCUCACAAUCAGAACAAGCAGCUGAUAGGUGAGCACGGCCUGAUGCCCUGCAAGAACUACCUCAACAGCGUCAAGCGCUAUGUGGGGGGAAAGAUAGGCAUGGCCGCCUUCGCGUACACACCCUCCAUCCUCUGGUUGUUAGACUGGAGCGACAUGGACGCCAACCUGGACGGCAUCGCCCUGGCAGGGAUGGCCCUGUCUGCAUUUGUCCUGGUGACGGGAAUGGCCAACAUGGUGAUCAUGGGCACGCUGUGGGUGCUUUAUCACUCUCUGGUCAACGUGGGACAGCUGUGGUAUUCCUUUGGUUGGGAGAGUCAGCUGUUGGAGACGGGGUUUCUGGCCAUUUUCCUGUGUCCGCUGUGGACUCUGUCUCAGGUUCCCCGCAACUGUCCGCCCUCCCUCAUCUGCAUCUGGACCUUCAGAUGGCUCAUUGUUCGCAUCAUGCUCGGAGCUGGUCUCAUUAAGAUCAGAGGCGACAAAUGCUGGAGAGACCUCACCUGCAUGGACUACCACUACGAGACCCAGCCGGUUCCUAACCCCAUGUCGUACUACAUGCAUCGCUCCCCGUGGUGGUUCCAUCGCUUCGAGACGCUGUCCAACCACCUCAUCGAGCUCAUCUUCCCGUUCUUCACCUUCCUGGGCAGGCGGAUGUGUAUGGUCAAUGGAGCCGUCCAGAUCCUGUUCCAGGUGGUUCUGAUAGUGAGUGGGAACCUCAGUUUCCUCAACUGGCUCACCAUUGUUCCCAGUCUGGCCUGUUUUGACGACGCAUCGCUGGGCUUCUUGUUUCAGUCCAGAGGGGGAGCCAAGAAGGCGGUGCUCGAGAUACAGAAUGAGGGUGCAGCUGGACAGACCCCCACACCAACCAAAGGUAUGCUGAUGCGUCGGGUGGUGAACGUUUCUCUGGCGGUUCUGAUUGGCUACCUGAGCAUUCCCGUGGUGCUGAACCUGCUGAGUUCCAGGCAGAUGAUGAACACGUCGUUCGAGCCGCUCCGCAUCGUCAACACCUACGGGGCCUUUGGCAGCAUUACCAAGGAGCGUACAGAAGUGAUCUUCCAGGGCACUCUGAGCCAGGAUCCCAAGGACCCGGAGGCUGUUUGGGAGGAGUACCAGUUCCUGUGUAAACCAGGGGACAUUUACCGCCGACCAUGCCUCAUAUCGCCCUACCACUACCGGCUGGACUGGCUCAUGUGGUUCGCUGCCUUCCAGACCUACGAGCAGAGCGAGUGGGUGAUCCACAUAGCGGGACGUCUGCUGUCCAAUGACAGCACGGUCCUCUCUCUGCUCGACCACAACCCCUUCCAGGGUAGAGAAACUCCCAGGUGGGUUCGAGGGGAGCAUUUCAAAUACAAGUUCAGCCAGCCGGGCAGUUCCAGCGCAGCGCAGGGCAAGUGGUGGCUGAGAAAACGCAUUGGUGCUUACUUCCCUCCCGUGGACCUGGAAGGACUCAGAGGCUACUUUCAGUCCAGGAACUGGCCACAUCCACACAUACCACGUAACAGGAACUAAAGCCAUGGAGGAGAUCAGAUGCGAUUAGAUUUUCUCAAACUGAAAUGUUUUAUGGAGAACUUUUUCAUAAAGCCCGAUGUCAAACAUCAUGGCAUCUACAUGACUUAUCUAUUUGUCACAAAUAAUCACUGCCUUUUGUAUCUCAUAAAACCAGCUCAGUGAAUUUGAUUGUGACUGACUGAUCUUCCAAUAUUAAAAACGGUUCCAAAUCAAAUUAUGUUUACUCUUUGUUUUUUUCCCUCCAGUGAGGAUGGGAACAUUUUGGACAGGCUGAAAGCUUUGUGGCUGUGUCAGAACAGAUUUCCCUAUUUUCACUAUUGUUUGGCAGACAAGCUUUAAUUCACAGUAACUCGGUGAUGCAUUCAUAUUAUCUAGCAGCUAGCUUGCAAAUGCAACCUCAGAAUGGUUAGCUGGUCAACACUCAUGUCAACUUAAAGCUAUUGCUGUGUUGGUUUGGCCCGUAAAGAACCGAACACUUACUGUAGUACGCAGCUUCUCACCCAUAUCUAUGUGGCUGAUAAUCACUGAUAACUCCUAUUUAAUUGAGUCAUAAUAAAAAACACUGUCAACACUCAA